This is a messenger RNA of Pelodiscus sinensis (Chinese soft-shelled turtle), 2042 nucleotides long. RefSeq names its product cytidine/uridine monophosphate kinase 2 (gene CMPK2). Gene Ontology annotation, cellular component: mitochondrion; cytoplasm. Lineage: Eukaryota; Metazoa; Chordata; Testudines; Trionychidae. Gene Ontology annotation, molecular function: nucleoside diphosphate kinase activity; dTMP kinase activity. The record is from RefSeq and is a predicted model, not a curated record. Gene Ontology annotation, biological process: dTTP biosynthetic process; dTDP biosynthetic process; dUDP biosynthetic process.
AUGUCAAAGAAAGGAGAAUGGCAGAAAUUGAAGGAGUCCAAAAAAAGACAGCAAAGACAAGAUGGAGAAGUCCAGGCAAAUACCAGCUCAAGUGAACUUGCUGCACUUAUACCUAAUGAAAAGAAGCAACCUUCUGUCACUGUGACUUCUGUAGAUGCAGUCUCACCUCACUCCUCUGAAGACUUUGCUAGUGAUGGCAAUAUAAACAUAUCCUUCACCAGUUAUCCAGUCCCGCCGCUGCACCCCGCAGUGCCCGGCCUUCGCCGCGCCGCCGUGUUCCACUCCCUGGAGGCUGCCCGGCGGGUGGGGGAGCAGUGCACAUCAUUAAUCCCUGAAGCCAAAGCUGUCCUUGAUCUAGUGGAUGAAUGCCCCAAACAUUUAAAAAAAGGAAAUUUUCCUGUUAUAGUUAUUGAAGGACUGGAUGCAACAGGCAAAACCACUGUAACCCAGUCCGUCAAGGACUCAUUGAAGGCACUUCUGUUAAGAUCACCACCAGCUUGUAUCAGCCAGUGGAGGAAGACUUUUGAUGAUGAACCAACACUCAUCAGGAGGGCAUUUUAUGCUCUGGGCAACUACAUUGUUGCUUCAGAAAUAGCAAAAGCAUCGACUGAGUCACCUGUGAUUGUAGACAGGUAUUGGCACAGCACAGCUGCCUAUGCAAUUGCCACUGAAAUAAGUGGGAAAGUGAAAAAUCUUCCUCCAGCUCACCAUCAAGUGUAUCAGUGGCCAGAGGACCUGCUCAAACCUGAUCUUAUCCUGCUGUUGACAGUUAGUCCUGAGGAGCGAAUCCGGAGAUUGCAAGGACGAGGGCUAGAGAAAACAGAAGAGGAAACCGAGUUAGAAGCUAACAGUUUGUUUCGCCAAAAGGUUGAAGAAUCAUACAAAAGGAUGGAAAACCCUGGAUGCCAGGAGGUUGAUGCCAGCUCCUCCAGGGAAGAGGUUCUGAGAACUGUUUUGCACCUAAUUAAAAAACACUGUGGUUCAUUAUAGCUGUUUAUGUGUGGCAGCAUUUACAGUGAAUUGCUUAUGUUUCCUCUGUUUUUCUCACCUAGAAAUGCACUGCAUUCAGCUCUUUUCCAUCCAAAUAAGCUGGUUCAAACAGAAGAAUCCUUUCUUUCCUCUAUCCAGUCUAAAUGAUGUUUUUAUACUAACUCAUUACUGCGUAAUAUACUUUGUACAUAGGGCAGAACACAACUCUCAUGCUUCCACCAUUUCUGGUGCAUCCACCAGCAAAUCAUUAGGACCAGUUAUAUGAGAAGGUAAUUGGAAAGUGCUGGCAUUUCUAGCAAUUGUAUUCUGUCACUACAUAGAGAACCUGAUCCUGCAUUCCUUGCGUACCCAAGCUCCAGGUGACUUCAGUGUGCAUUUUGGGUGUUCAUAGUGAUACCGAAUCAAGUGGAGGAUCUGAAACAUGGCCAAGCAGUAAAGCUAUUAAAUCCAACAUUCAGAAACCUGGAAAUCACAGUCCCAGGAUUGGUUACCAAACUAGGCAUUUGGAUAUUAGAGUGACAGGCAUUCUGAAGAAGUGUGAAAUAAAUGAGGGCCUGGUUUUCCUCAAGUGCUGAGUACCAGCAGCUUCUGUUGAAGUCAGUGGAAGCUCUGAGUGCUCAGCCUUCAGUACCAGACUCUGAAAUAUCAGGCCUUGAGUAAAUAAAUUCAAAUAUUUCAAUAUAUACAAAGGAAAGAUCUGAAAUGCAGGUCCAACUAUUUAAAUGAGAGGCAGAUGGAAGGAAAGCAGAGUCUACAUACUGCCACAUUAGAAACAGGGACCUGAAAGGAAAUCAAAAUAGAAAACAUUUUGUAAAUAAUAAACAGAAUAUUUUUCUACACAGACUUUUUCCCAACUAUUGUUAAUCCCUUAAUGUGUUGUUCUGGCCUUUUGAUAGAAUUAAAGCAGAAAGACAUGGAGAAUCUGCUUGUAACAUUCAUCUUUAGUCAUUUUGUCAGCACUUUAUCAGUACAGGCAGUCCCCGGGUUACGUAUGAUAGGGACUGUAGGUUUGUUCUUAAGUUGAAUUUAUAUGUAAGUCAGAACUGGUACAU